CAAUCCGUUGGUGUGUUUUACAGUUCACAUACACUUUCAACAUGCCAGAACCGAGCGGCAAUGAAAACAGCAACACAAACCUCUAUCUGCGCCUGCAGCAAUCACAGCUGGUUCGCGCCAACAUACAAAACAUUUCGCAGUUCCUCAACACCGGUCUCAGUCUGGAGACGCUCGACAUUUGCGUGAAGCUGCUAGAAGCCGGCGUCCAUCCACAGUCCCUCUCAGAAGCUGUCAUCCAGAUACGUAACGAACUGGCCGCACUAAACAAUGGACAGUCGGGCGAGUAAAUCUGUCCAAAUAAAUCUUUA
This is a messenger RNA of Anopheles maculipalpis, 308 nucleotides long. Its product is annotated as mitotic-spindle organizing protein 1-like. Gene Ontology annotation, biological process: gamma-tubulin complex localization; mitotic spindle assembly; microtubule nucleation by interphase microtubule organizing center. The transcript has a single exon. Gene Ontology annotation, cellular component: interphase microtubule organizing center; gamma-tubulin ring complex; centrosome. NCBI's taxonomy places the organism in Eukaryota, Metazoa, Arthropoda, Insecta, Diptera, Culicidae. The record is from RefSeq and is a predicted model, not a curated record. Bases 42 to 287 code for a protein of 81 amino acids.